Molecule: messenger RNA, 1347 nt
Organism: Ectocarpus siliculosus
Lineage: Eukaryota; Phaeophyceae; Ectocarpales; Ectocarpaceae
Source: the annotation of a GenBank genome assembly
GAGGUGCUGCCCAGGCAAGCGUACCCUGUCAGUACAAUGCAUAGCGUGGGAGAGAGAGUACGGGUCAGUACGGGGCCCGGGAAAUCUUGCCGAGGGCUCAUUCUUUGCGUCGGGAGCACAGAAGAGGGAAACCCCACGUACGACGUGCUGCUCCAAUCACCAGAUCCGACCUCCACCGCCAUCGCCACCGCUUCCUCGCCAUCGAGCAUCACCGCCGACGCCCGCCAAGAAGAAGAUGCCACCGAGAGAGAGCUGACAGGACUGUCGGCCUCGAGCCUAUCAACGUUGCAGCCGUUCGAGCUCGACCAGAGCACGGAGGAUAUCCAAGCGGUGGCCGAGGCGGAGGUCGUGUUGGCGGCCGAAAGACUCAAGGACGGCGGGAACACUUUGUUCAAGCUGGGAGAUACGGAUGCCGCUGCGGAGAUGUUCGCCCGAGUGCUGAGGACUCUUGAGCGGGCACCAGUUGUCGGCGCAACCGUGCUCGUGAGAGUUCCUAACGGGGCCACCUCCACUUGCUACCGUUCCGGGAUGGUUUCCGACGCGAACGAGGAUGAUGGUCCGUGUCCGACAUACGACGUCAUCUACGAUGAAACAGCAGUCAAGAGCGCCGCCGGUGGCAACGAGGAGCAGCAAGAAGGGGAGGAAGAAGACGACGAGGAAGACGGCGUCUCGCCUGACAGGGUGCUGGGCGUGCCGCUAUCUCCGUGUGUCUGGUGCGCCGCAAGGCUUAACCUGGCGCGCUGCUCUUUCAGGAGAGGGAGGCACGAAGAGGUUGUGGAGGCGUGCACGCUGGUGCUGAGCUUAGCGAGGCUCACGAUGGGCCAGAAGAAACGGCCCCGGGAGGAGAGAGCCAAGCUUCGGGCGCACUGCCUAACGGCCCUACGCAUGAGGGGCGGCAGUCACCUCGCGCAGCACCACGUGGGCCAGGCUCGAAAAGAUGCCAGGAGCAUGGUGCGCUCGUCCGGAGACGAAGAAAGCAGGGCGCAGGCGACGCGGUUCGAGGCCGAGGUCGAACGGAAAGCGAAAACGCUUCUCAAGACCAACCGCAAGCUCGCGAAGGACGUCACCCGGUGGGUGGAUGCUAGCAUGGCCAAACACGAAGAGGGGUGUCUGAAAACAGUGGACGAAGCGCCCCCCCCCCCCCCGGCGCCUCGAUCGGGCGAAGGACGGGGCGAUGGUGGUGUGGAGGAGUCCCAAGGGGGGCCGGCGGAGCGCCGGAGACGGACGCCAUCCCCCCAAGGGCUGGUUGGGGGUGGAGAGACGUAUGGCCAGGGGAGACGGCGGACAAGGAGAAGGUGGCCAGGGAAACUGUGGCCAGGAGAAGGGUGGUGCCAUUUCCAAUUAUAA